AUGGCCCUGCCUCGCUCAGCAGCUCUCUCAUACCAUCAGGGCCGCACCAGGAUGAGUCUGGACAACGCUGAUCUCUGGAAGUCUUUCCACAGCAUUGGAACAGAGAUGAUCAUAACUAAGCAUGGAAGGAGGAUGUUUCCACACUGCAGCAUCAGUCUAUCUGGGCUCCAACCUUUGGCUAAAUACGUAAUCUUGGUGGACAUGGUUCCGGUAGACGGCUGCAAAUACAAGUGGAAGAAGGAGCAGUGGGAGGUCGCAGGGAAGGCAGAGCCCCAGCCCCCAUGUCGGACGUACACGCACCCAGACUCCCCUGCUGUCGGAUCUCACUGGAUGAAGCAGUCGUUGUCCUUCCUCAAAAUGAAGCUCACCAACAACACCUUGGAUCAGCACGGCCAGAUCAUCCUCCACUCCAUGCAUCGUUACUACCCACGCUUUCAUGUGGUCCAAGCAGACAGUCCAUACACCGUCUGCUGGGGCUCUUCUCAGACCUUCUCCUUCCCAGAGACGGUCUUCACAGCAGUUACUGCUUACCAAAACCCAAAGAUUACCAAAUUGAAGAUUGACCACAACCCGUUCGCUAAAGGUUUCAGGGAGGGAGGCACCCAUUCUCAUAGUAAAAGGUGUCGUUCAAGUAAAAGCCCACCCCGAAAAAGAUCCACAGAAGACAGGAAGAAUCUUUGCACCUCAUCCCUAGACCUGCAGAGGAUGCCCUCCACCUCUCCGUUGGUGCAGGCAGAGACGAGUCAGACCUCCAGGCAGAGGUCACCGAAGGAGACUCACCUUUCAGCCUGGGCUCUGGAGCAGCACGCGCCGGAGAGGAUACACACCGAACCCCUGGAGCUGCAGGAAUAUGACUACAGCUGUGAAGAACAGAUGGUGCCUGCGUCCAUAGCAUACUAUCCUUACAGGCCUGUGGACUACAGCGCAAUCCCAUUUCCUUCCAGGGAUGUGGAUCAGACACAGACCCGUAUCCACCCUCCACCUCAUCCACCCUUCACAACUGAACAAGACACCCAACAGCAGGAGCAGCACUCCCACAGCAACGCAUCAGACUGGAGCCAGUACCCACUUUUCUCCUACUCCUGCUGGUGA
This is a messenger RNA of Cololabis saira (Pacific saury), 1092 nucleotides long. Its product is annotated as T-box-containing protein TBX6L-like. NCBI's taxonomy places the organism in Eukaryota, Metazoa, Chordata, Actinopteri, Beloniformes, Belonidae. The transcript is spliced from 8 exons. Bases 1 to 1092 code for a protein of 363 amino acids. Gene Ontology annotation, biological process: cell fate specification; pattern specification process; positive regulation of DNA-templated transcription. The record is from RefSeq and is a predicted model, not a curated record. Gene Ontology annotation, cellular component: nucleus. Gene Ontology annotation, molecular function: DNA-binding transcription factor activity, RNA polymerase II-specific; RNA polymerase II cis-regulatory region sequence-specific DNA binding.